GUGCCCAGCCAGUUCUUGCCCCUCGCGGAUGCCCUGGCGGCAGCGGGUUUGUGGAAGCCCCGGGGCCUAGCCUGUUUCCCGGCUUACGGCAGCAGCGUAGCCCGCAGUCAAAUGCAACUGGCACUUCGCACGCACUGUGCUUUCUCCCGUCUCUUCCCGUCUCCUCCCGCGGCGCUGUCCUCGGCCGCCCUCGACCUUUCGCACUCGUGACUGCCUGGCCAGGGAGCCUGGCGGGCUGCAGCAGAUUUCUGAUUUCCUGCAGCCUCCUCUUACCCCGGGCUGCCCAAGUCUUGGCGGCUGAGGGUGGCUUACCAUCCAGCCGUUCCUUCAUGGGCUUUGCUGCCCCCUUCACCAACAAGAGAAAGGCUUACUCCGAGCGUAGGAUCAUGGGGUACUCAAUGCAGGAGAUGUUCGAGGUGGUAUCCAAUGUCCAGGAGUACUGCGAGUUUGUGCCUUGGUGUAAGAAGUCUUUGGUGGUAUCCAGCCGCAAAGGUCACCUGAAAGCCCAGUUGGAGGUUGGCUUUCCACCUAUCAUGGAACGUUAUACCUCUGCUGUUUCCACGGUCAAACCUCACAUGGUCAAGGCUGUUUGCACUGAUGGCAAGCUCUUCAACCACUUAGAGACCAUUUGGCGAUUCAGCCCGGGUAUUCCUGCCUACCCCCGAACUUGCACUGUGGACUUUUCGAUUUCCUUUGAAUUUCGUUCUCUGCUGCACUCCCAGCUGGCCACCAUGUUUUUUGAUGAGGUUGUCAAACAGAAUGUCGCUGCCUUCGAGCGCCGGGCAGCCACCAAGUUUGGUCCAGAAACAGCCAUCCCCCGUGAACUGAUGUUCCAUGAGGUGCACCACAGUUGAGGCAAAAGAGUGUUAAGAGUGUUCCUUAGCUUCUUGACUCUCCCUCUCCACCCAAUUCUUUUAUUUAUUUCACUUGGCUCCUGCUCCAAUCUGAGAGAAGUCUGUGUUUAUAGUACUGUUUUCCCUCCCGUUUCUCCAGAAAUUGGGCUCUAAGCUGGCUGGAAACGCUGGGAGAAAGAAAUGGCAGGGGGGUAUGGAAAGGACAAAUGAUUAGGAAAUGGUCGGGCUCACCUUGAGAGCCCUAUAUGCCUGAUGCCUGCAGCUUUCUCACACUGAAUUAUAAUUAGGACUGUGUGGCUAUCUCUGAGCCCUGUCAAGAUACCUUAGUGUCUGACCAGGGAAAACAGCAACUUUUCUUAAGGAUUGAAUAAAUUGAGCUUUUCCCUCUGACACAGAGGAACUGAAUGGUCAAUUACUUUUGCUUGCUUGAAGUGCCUCAGGGGAUGCCAGAGAUCUGGCCACAGCUUGAAAUCACAUGACCUUACUUUAAAAAAUAUUUCCAUGUUAGUGGAGAGCCUGGGGCUUUCUUAUCAGUGCCACGGGGUGAGGAGAAAAAAGCACUGGACAGAGUUGCAUUCUUGGGCUGUACCUUAUUCUUCCACUUGGCCUGAGUUUUUAUAAAAUUUCAAUAAAUUAAUUAUGACUGUGUGAA
This is a messenger RNA of Miniopterus natalensis, 1506 nucleotides long. Lineage: Eukaryota; Metazoa; Chordata; Mammalia; Chiroptera; Miniopteridae. The record is from RefSeq and is a predicted model, not a curated record.